CUUGCGCAUCCUUUACUGCGCGCUGGAAUUCCGUCCCUAAUUACUGGACAUCCUCCCCGUUGCCGCAGCAACGCCGCCAUAAAAGCUGUCUGAGAGUCUGGAGCAUUUGUACAAUUGGAGUGCAGUGCAAUAAACCGUCUGAGACCCAAGGUUAUUAACUGUGUUACCAAGGAGGCGAGAGCAACGACAGGGAGAGGACGGGUAGGAAAAGCCUCUGCUUGUUGGCUGCAUCGACUUCAUUUGAGAGGCUUUCCCCUUUGGUUUAUCCACCUCGAAUCAGUUUGGUGGCAACGGCUGCACUCAGGAUUUAGACCUUCCUCUACCACCGGGCGGCGCUAUUGGGACCAAUGUCAUGGCCGUGGAUCUUUUCGUCUCCCAAGCUCACCUCGAAUGCACGCAGCUCCAUGAUGGAUAUCGCUGUGGCUGCUACGUAGCCUCGGAGUGGGAGGGACUGCUCAGCAUUCCAGCAUUUCCAUUGGUUUUACAGUCCGCACGGCGGAGAGGGGGGGUGCCUCUAAUCAUAUCCAGCAUGUUUUGCACAAGAAAUGUCAGCCAGAAAGGGCUAUCUUCUCCCUUCGCCAAAAUACACCACAAUAAUGUCAUGUUCGGACAGCCCGUCAGGAAAUGCGUUUUUAGUGGACUCUCUGAUCAGUGGCCGCACCGAGAGCGGCGGAGGUCACUACACGGGGAGCGCGGUGUGUGUGCCUCAUAGCACCGCUACUGAAGUGCCUUACGGACUACACAACUAUGGAUACUUCCCAAGUAUGGGUAAACGGAGCGAGGUGGGUCCCCAAAACAUGGUUACAGCUUCAGGCGCGUACAUGUCCAGUAUGGAGAUGUGGAUGGACGCGCAGAGGUCAUGUCGAAUGGACCAAGAGCACCCGGUAGGUCCCCAGGUCGCGCCCUGCUCGUUCCCGCAGAACAUUAAAGAAGAGAGCACUUACUGCCUGUAUGAGCAGCCGAAGUGCCCUAAAGCCUCAACCGCCGAAGAUCUCACUUAUUCGAGGUUAACUACAGCCGGCCUCGGGUCGAGUUCUUGUACAGUUACCGAUGGCGGCGGCGGCGGCGGGGGCUCAGUGCCUGUGCCGGGCUACUUCCGCUUGUCUCAGACGCACGCACAUUCUCAUAAACUUUACAACACCAACGGCCCCCAGCCGAACCCUUCCCAUUCUCAUUUUGGCCUACACCCCACUGCUCCUGCCCGCUUCCACACGCCACCAACCUCGACUUCUGCUCCAGCCACGGCGCAGGAAAGGAGGAACACCGAGGAGCCCGUGUCCUCGGGAAACGCAGACCUGCAACCUCACGCUGCACCGGGGAACGAGGAAGCACGCGAGUCCUCGGAUGCAGAAGCCUCCUCAGCUGACGAGACAGAAGAGCAUGACAAAGAAAGACCAGCAAAGACCACUAAAGGUGACACAAAAAGUGAAAACACGGCCAACUGGCUGACAGCAAAGAGCGGCCGGAAGAAACGGUGUCCAUACACCAAGCACCAGACACUGGAGCUGGAGAAGGAGUUCCUCUUCAACAUGUACCUGACCCGAGAGCGCCGCCUAGAGAUCAGUAAAAGCGUCCACCUGACGGACAGACAGGUUAAGAUCUGGUUCCAGAACCGCAGGAUGAAACUGAAGAAAAUGACGCGGGAAAACAGGAUCCGGGAGCUCACCUCAAACUACGGAUUUUCGUGAUGAACGAGGUGAUCACAUUGAAACAGAAGAAAAUUAGUGAAAUCAAUGACAUACCCCCCCCAACCCACCCCCACCCACCUCC
Molecule: messenger RNA, 1770 nt
Organism: Thunnus maccoyii (southern bluefin tuna)
Lineage: Eukaryota; Metazoa; Chordata; Actinopteri; Scombriformes; Scombridae
Product: homeobox protein Hox-A10
Exons: 3
Coding region: 546-1688 (380 amino acids)
Biological process (GO): regulation of transcription by RNA polymerase II
Cellular component (GO): nucleus
Molecular function (GO): RNA polymerase II cis-regulatory region sequence-specific DNA binding; DNA-binding transcription factor activity, RNA polymerase II-specific
Source: RefSeq, a predicted model, not a curated record